AGGGGGAAGGGGGAAGAGUAAGAGAUAGAGAGGGGGGGGAGAGAGAUAGAAAAAGAGAACCACUGGUAAGGACCAUCCAGAGGUGUGCACACCUAGACACACAUCUGCAGAAGGCUGCACAUAGCAACCAGGUUUAUUUUUAGCUUGAACUCUUACUUGGAGUUUUUCAGCACUUUUUCCACUCCAUUGUGGAACCCACAAUGCACUGGGCCGUAUUGCUGCUGUCCCUAGCCGGAGUCGGGGUGGCUCUGAAACCUGAGUGGCAGCCUGGGAAGUAUGAGUCCACAGAGGCUGGUGCCGCUCAGUUUGUGAGUGAUUACAACUCGACUGCUGAGCAAGUGUUCUACUACAGUACAGAGGCAAGCUGGGCAUACAACACCAACCUGACGGAGCAGAAUUCCCAGCAACAGGUGCUGGCAAAUCUGGAGGAGCAAAGUUUCACAGAAGCAUGGGGAAAGCUGGCUAAGGAAACUUUCCCUGAUGCACUUCUGAAUACCUUUAGUGAUCCAAAACUGAAGACUCUCAUCAAAAAGAUUGAUGUCCUGGGACCCGCCAACCUCCCUACCGCAGAGCGAGAGAGGUACAAUUUCAUUCUGAGUCAGAUGGACAGCAUCUAUUCCACUGCAAAGGUGUGUCCCAAACCAGGGGAGUGCUGGUCUUUGGAGCCUGAGUUGACAAAGAUUUUGGCCACAUCCCGGAGCUACAAGGAGCUACUAUAUGCCUGGGAAGGCUGGCACAACAGCUCUGGAGUACCACUCAAACCCCUUUACCCUGAAUUUGUUGAGCUCAGCAACAAUGCCUCCAUUAUGGAUGGUUUUGCAGACACUGGUGCUUAUUGGCGUUCCUGGUACGAGUCUCCAACCUUCGAGGAGGACCUGGAAAACCUGUUCAAGCAGCUGCAGCCUCUCUAUCUGAACCUGCAUGCCUUUGUCCGUCGCAAGCUGUAUAACUACUAUGGCCCCAAGUACAUCAAUCUCAAAGGCCCCAUCCCUGCCCAUCUGCUUGGAAACAUGUGGGCACAGAGCUGGAACAACAUCUAUGACUUGAUGAUCCCUUUCCCUAACAAGCCCAAUGUGGAUGUGACUAACACCAUGGUUGCCCAAGGCUACAAUGCCACCCAUAUGUUUCGGGUGGCUGAAGAGUUCUUCACCUCUCUUGGUCUGAAAGAGAUGCCUCCCAAGUUCUGGGAGAAGUCCAUGCUGGAGAAGCCCAGUGGUGACCAAGAGGUAGUCUGCCAUGCCUCUGCGUGGGACUUUUAUAACCGGGAGGACUUUAGGAUUAAGCAGUGUACCACAGUGACUAUGGAGCAGCUCUUUACUGUGCACCAUGAGAUGGGUCAUGUAGAGUAUUACCUGCAAUACAAAGACCAGCCGGUCAGCUUCAGACGAGGAGCCAACCCUGGCUUCCAUGAGGCCAUUGGAGACGUGCUGUCUCUUUCUGUAUCCACACCUAAACACCUGCACACUAUUGGCCUGCUUGACACACUAACUGAUGACGCUGAAACUGACAUAAAUUACCUGUUAAAGAUGGCAUUGGAGAAGAUAGCCUUCCUUCCUUUUGGAUACCUCAUUGAUCAGUGGCGCUGGGGUGUGUUCAGUGGACGUACACCACCUGAGUGGUACAAUUCAGAGUGGUGGUACCUCAGAACAAAAUACCAAGGUAUCUGUCCACCAGUAAGACGGACAGAGGAGCAUUUUGACCCUGGGGCAAAAUAUCAUAUUCCAGGAAAUACUCCAUAUAUCAGGUACUUUGCGAGCUUCAUCCUGCAGUUCCAGUUUCAUCAGAAGCUUUGCCAGGAAGCUGGACACACUGGACCGCUGCAUAAGUGUGACAUCUAUAGAUCACCCAAGGCCGGGGCUGUUUUAGAGAAAGUCAUGCAGUCCGGUUCCUCGAAGCCCUGGACUGAGGUGCUGCAAGAGACUUUGGGCACAAACAAAAUGGACGCCGGUGCCCUAAUGGAGUACUUUCAGCCCAUCACCACCUGGCUAGAGGAACAGAACAAGCAGUCGGGUGAAACACUCGGCUGGCCUGACUUUGAUUGGAUGCCUCCUGUUCCACAAGGUUACCCAGAAGACAUCGCUGACAAAAUAACUGAUGAGGCACAGGCAAAACUCUUCCUGGCUGAAUACAACUCCACAGCCGAGGAAGUCUGGAACGCUUACACGGAGGCUUCGUGGGCCUACAACACUGACAUCAAUGAAAAAAACAAGCAGAUUAUGCUGCAGAAAAACCUGGACAUGGCCAAUCACACAAAGACCUACGGAUUGGAGGCCCGCAAGUAUGACACUACUGAUUUCCAGGACGCCUCAGUGAAGAGGAUCCUAAAAAAACUCAGCGAUCUGGAGAGGGCUGCGCUCCCUGAUGAUCAACUGAGAGAGUACAAUGACUUGUUGGCCUCCAUGGAGACCACAUACAGUGUAGCUAAAGUCUGUGAAGAUCAUGGUACCUGUCUUCCUCUUGAUCCAGACCUUAAUAAGAUCAUGGCUGAGUCCAGGGACUACGACAGGCUGCUGUUUGCCUGGCAAGGCUGGCGAAAUGCUUCAGGAAGAGAACUGCGCCAAAGCUACAAGAGAUAUGUAGAGCUUGCCAACUUAGCUGCCAGGAGUAACGGUCAUGCUGACAAUGGCGCUUUCUGGCGCUCUUUGUAUGAAACACCCACCUUCGAGCAGGAUCUGGAGGCAUUAUGGACAGAGCUACAGCCGCUCUAUCUCAACCUCCACGCGUAUGUCCGGAGAGCACUCUUCAAAAAGUAUGGAAAGGAGCGCAUCAACCUUAAAGGGCCCAUCCCUGCACAUUUACUAGGAAACAUGUGGGCACAGACCUGGUCGGGAAUCAUGGACUUGGUGAACCCAUACCCCGAUGCCACUCAGGUGGAUGUCACACAAUCCAUGAUAGACAAGGGCUGGGACGCUCUGAGAAUGUUCCAGGAGUCCGAUAACUUCUUCAAAUCAGUGGGUCUGGAGCCUAUGCCUUGGGAAUUCUGGAACAAGUCAAUGCUGACGAAGCCUGCAGACCGUGAAGUGGUGUGUCAUGCCUCAGCCUGGGACUUCUACAACCGCAAAGACUUCAGGAUUAAGCAAUGCACAGUGGUGAACAUGGACGACCUGAUUACAGUACAUCAUGAAAUGGGCCAUGUGCAGUAUUUCCUCCAGUAUAAGGAUCAGCCCAUCUCGUUCCGUGACGGCGCCAACCCCGGAUUCCACGAGGCCAUUGGAGAUGUGCUGGCGCUGUCAGUGUCCACACCCAAACACCUUCACACCAUCGGCCUGCUUGAUAAGGUCGAGGACAACCCAGAGAGCACCAUAAACUUCCUGAUGAGCAUCGCCCUGGAUAAAAUCGCCUUCCUGCCGUUCGGCUACCUGAUGGACCAGUGGAGGUGGAAGGUGUUCGAUGGCAGGAUAUCGAGUGACGAGUACAACAAGGAGUGGUGGAAUCUCAGGCUGAAGUACCAGGGCUUGUGCCCACCUGUAACCCGCACAGAGGAAGACUUUGACCCAGGUGCCAAGUUCCACAUCCCAGCCAACGUGCCCUACGUCAGGUACUUUAUCAGCUUUGUGAUCCAGUUCCAGUUCCAUAAAGCUCUGUGUCAAGCCGCGGGUCACACUGGACCUCUCCACAACUGUGACAUCUAUAAGUCCCAUGAGGCAGGAAAGCUCCUCGGUGAUGUGAUGAAGCUGGGCUUCAGUAAGCCCUGGCCCGAGGCGAUGGCCAUGAUCACCGGCCAGCCCGUAAUGUCCGUACAGCCUCUGAUGGAGUACUUCAGUCCCCUCAUCACCUGGCUAGAGCAGGAGAACAAGAAGAACGGUGACGUCCUCGGCUGGCCCGACUACAGCUGGUUGCCAACCACGACUGCAGUUGUGGAAGAGCACACAGCUACUGUGGAUUUCUUAGGCUUGAGUGUGGAUGAAGCUUCAGCUGUAGCUGGACAGUGGGUCCUCCUUGUGCUGGGGAUCGUUCUCCUGGUCUCCACAGCCUUCUUGGCCUACAAAUACCGGAAAUCCAGGCGCCUAAACAACAAGUCCAUCUCUCAAAUGGAGCUCAAAUAGGAAUCCAAAUGUAGACUAAACAUCCUGUGUGGCUGUAUUUUAUUUCCCUGCAAACAAAACCCAAAAAUCCUUAUAUAUUUAUUAAUCAUUUUUUUGGUCAAAUUAGUUUGACUAUGCAAAAAAAAGUCUAAGUGUUGUAAUUUAUUUGUACAAAAAAAUAUUAAAUGUUGGGUGGGUUUUCAAUUUUGUUUGUAAAGGCCAAACUGUGUAUGCAUUUUUAGAUUAAUUUUAUUGGUAAAUACAUUUAUAAUAAAUAUUAUAUAUUCCGA
Pangasianodon hypophthalmus (striped catfish) is the source of this 4315-nucleotide messenger RNA. RefSeq names its product angiotensin I converting enzyme (peptidyl-dipeptidase A) 1 (gene ace). Lineage: Eukaryota; Metazoa; Chordata; Actinopteri; Siluriformes; Pangasiidae. Gene Ontology annotation, biological process: proteolysis. The transcript is spliced from 25 exons. The record is from RefSeq and is a predicted model, not a curated record. Gene Ontology annotation, cellular component: plasma membrane. Bases 201 to 4046 code for a protein of 1281 amino acids. Gene Ontology annotation, molecular function: peptidyl-dipeptidase activity; metallopeptidase activity.